CCUGCUGCACAAUUCAUCUCUCCUCUCUCUUUCCCACCCCGAGUCCAGACCGAGUCCUCUCACGUGCAUCUUUCAGUUUCAAAUAUUAUAAUCAGAUUAAGACAAACGAGUGGUUUUGUUUUCCAGCAUAGAUCGAGCGACAAGAAACGAGCUUCGUGUUCCAUUUCCGAGCAUUAUUAACUCACACCAGUCUGUAAGAGGCUGCAAAGGAGAUUGAUUGAUUGAUUGAUUGAAUGAUGGCUUGGAGGCGUAUCAUCACCAAGGUUUCUAAUGAACGAGAAUUGAGCAGCUUAAGAACCUUACUUGUUAGAGCCUACACUUCGCCGCAGUGGAGGUUUCAAUCAAGCUAUGCUGGUAGCUUUGCACGGAGAGUGAGAGACAGAGGUGAGUUCAACGAGGCUGCACAGCUGAGAGAUCUUUUCCGAAGAAACGACCCUGAAGCAGUCAUCAGAAUAUUCGAAAGCAGCCCCACGAUGCAUUCGAAUCCCUCCGCACUUACCGAGUACAUCAAGGCACUGGUCAAAGUUGAUAGGCUUGAUAACAGCGAGCUCGUACGGACAUUGCAGAGAGGUAUUGUCGGUGGUGCUUCACAGGAGCGAGAGAGUUUUGGAAGUCUCGCAGCAUUGGGAAAAGCAACAACAGAAGAUGGUGUUGGUGUGCUUGGAAGUGCAGCUGCACCAAUCCACACGAUAUCCACUGAAAGGAGUAGCUUUAAAGAACAGCUAUGGAGUACUUUCCGGACUAUUGCAGUUGGGUUCUUACUCAUCUCUGGUGUUGGAGCACUUAUCGAGGAUAGAGGAAUUGGCAAAGGGCUUGGUCUGCAAGAAGAAGUACAACCAAGUAUGGACUCGACCACCAAAUUCACCGACGUUAAGGGUGUUGAUGAAGCCAAAGCUGAGCUUGAGGAAAUUGUUCAUUAUCUUCGCGACCCCAAGAGGUUCACUCGUUUGGGAGGAAAGCUUCCUAAGGGUGUGCUGCUUCUCGGUCCUCCAGGGACAGGGAAGACUAUGCUUGCGAGGGCCAUUGCAGGAGAAGCUGGAGUGCCCUUCUUCUCCUGCAGCGGCAGUGAAUUCGAAGAGAUGUUUGUUGGGGUUGGAGCCAGGAGAGUGAGAGAUCUCUUCGCUGCUGCGAAGAAAUGCUCUCCUUGUAUUAUUUUCAUCGAUGAGAUCGAUGCUAUUGGAGGGAGCCGUAACCCCAAGGACCAGCAGUACAUGAAGAUGACGUUGAACCAGCUGCUCGUCGAGCUGGAUGGGUUUAAACAAAACGAAGGGAUCAUUGUCGUCGCAGCGACGAAUUUCCCCGAGUCGUUGGAUAAGGCCUUGGUUAGGCCUGGGAGGUUUGAUCGCCAUAUCGUUGUGCCUAACCCUGACGUGGAAGGCCGCCGCCAGAUUUUGGAGGCUCACAUGUCAAAGGUACUUAAGGCUGGAGAUGUUGAUUUGAUGGUCAUCGCUAGAGGAACGCCCGGAUUCUCCGGAGCUGAUCUGGCGAAUCUGGUGAACGUUGCUGCUCUGAAAGCUGCAAUGGACGGUGCAAAAGAUGUGACCAUGUCUGAUCUCGAGUUCGCCAAAGACAGAAUCAUGAUGGGGAGCGAGAGAAAGUCUGCGGUUAUAUCCGACGAGUCGAGGAAACUGACUGCAUUCCAUGAAGGUGGUCACGCCCUCGUGGCGAUCCACACGGAAGGAGCUCUUCCCGUUCACAAAGCCACCAUUGUGCCUCGCGGUAUGGCUCUCGGCAUGGUUUCUCAGCUGCCGGAUAAAGAUGAGACGAGCAUUUCUAUGAAACAGAUGCUCGCUCGCCUCGAUGUUUGUAUGGGAGGCCGUGUGGCGGAAGAGCUGAUUUUUGGAGAGAGCGAGGUGACUUCGGGUGCUUCUUCUGAUCUUGAGCAGGCUACUAAACUCGCUCGAGCCAUGGUUACCAAAUUCGGUAUGAGCAAGGAGGUUGGUCUUGUGACGCAUAACUAUGACGACAAUGGGAAGAGCAUGAGCACCGAGACGAGGCUUCUCAUCGAGAGGGAAGUGAAGCUUCUUUUGGAAAAGGCUUAUAACAAUGCGAAAACCAUCCUCACGGUUUACAACAAGGAGCUUCAUGCCCUUGCAAACGCUUUGCUUCGUAAUGAAACUCUGUCUGGGAAGCAGAUUAAGGAAUUGCUUGCUGAUCUCAACUCUCCGCAGAUUAUAAAAAAGCGUCAAGAAGUAGUUGCGCAGCAAAGCCAGCCGGUUCCUCCUUCAACUACUAACCCUGCAUCAUCAGCUGCCGCCGCCGCAGCUGCCGCCGCCACAGCUGCUGCAACUGCCGCAACCAAAGGUAAAGACAUGGCUCCUGUAGGGUCUUAGAAAAAAAUGUAAGAGCCUCUUGUAUUUGUGUAUGUUUGGGGUAAUUGAACUAGAAAUAAACUCUUCAUUUUGGGAGUCUAGUGAGAGUUUAAGAGCACUAAAGGUUAUAGAGGUAAUUAAGGAAAAUGAGAGUACAUCUCGUUAUUUCAAAUGUCAUAUCUCUCACACA
This is a messenger RNA of Brassica oleracea var. oleracea, 2502 nucleotides long. RefSeq names its product ATP-dependent zinc metalloprotease FTSH 4, mitochondrial-like. Gene Ontology annotation, cellular component: membrane; chloroplast thylakoid. The record is from RefSeq and is a predicted model, not a curated record. The transcript has 3 exons. Gene Ontology annotation, biological process: proteolysis. Lineage: Eukaryota; Viridiplantae; Streptophyta; Magnoliopsida; Brassicales; Brassicaceae. Gene Ontology annotation, molecular function: ATP binding; metalloendopeptidase activity; ATP-dependent peptidase activity. Bases 234 to 2333 code for a protein of 699 amino acids.